This is a messenger RNA of Fonsecaea multimorphosa CBS 102226, 903 nucleotides long. RefSeq lists its product as uncharacterized. Gene Ontology annotation, molecular function: cysteine-type deubiquitinase activity. The record is from RefSeq and is a predicted model, not a curated record. Lineage: Eukaryota; Fungi; Ascomycota; Eurotiomycetes; Chaetothyriales; Herpotrichiellaceae. The transcript has a single exon. Bases 1 to 903 code for a protein of 300 amino acids. Gene Ontology annotation, biological process: protein deubiquitination.
AUGGAAGAAUUACUUGCCAAACACCGCAAGGAGAAGCGAGACCUCCAAGCAAGGAUCACGCAGAAAAAGAAGAACGCGACCAAGAAGACCAGAAAGGGAGUGAAUGACGAAUGUGAAAGACUCGAGCGCGAACUGGCUGAGAGGCAGCAGGCCGAGAUCCAGGAGUUGGAACCCAAAGAUCCCAAUGUACCACAGGAGGCGCUGGAGAAUCUCGAUCUCGGUGAUCAGCCAGGGAAAGAAAUCAACGGCGAGCCAGAACAUGAACCGGAAGAACCGCUUCCACAAGUCGACACUGAAGAACCAACGCCGGCGGACCAGUCGCGACAGCGAAAGCCAAACCGGCAAAAAGCAAGACUGGCACGUCGAGCGGCCGAACAAGAGGCACAGGCAGCGGCCGCGGCCCUUGAGGCAGAGAACCUUCCCGAUCUCCGUGAGCAAGAACUCGCCGGCAUGAAGGAACAGAUGGGCAAACUAGGCUUGGCAGAAACGCUCAUCCGGCCUGACGGCCACUGUCUCUUCUCCGCCUGCGCACACAGCAUGCCUCCCGACCUUCUUGCUGCAACGUCCGACGGGAACAAAAAGGAGCCGUAUGAAAAGGUUAGAUACGCAGCAGCGGAAUUCAUGGCUCGACACCCCGAAGACUUCGAGGCGUUUAUGGAGGAGCCGUUGAAUGCUUAUGUGGGCAAGAUCAGGGAUACAGCAGAAUGGGGCGGCGAGUUGGAACUGCAGGCCAUUGCGCGAUCGUACAAUGUUGAGAUCAACGUGCUCCAAGCGAGUGGGCGGGUGGAAAGAAUCUCCUCCCAGGACGGCUCGAACAACGACGCCAUCUGGUUGGCAUAUUAUCGACACAGCUUCGGGCUCGGUGAGCAUUACAAUGCAUUGAAGAAAGUGGACAAAAGUUGA